UAGCGAUAUUAUCCAUCCGAUCCCUCUCUCCCUCCACGGUUAAAACCCAAAAUUCUCGAAAAGAAAAAGAAAAAGAAAAGUCCACUGAUACUAUUACAGGACAUAGAUUCGUUGAGAAUCGAAGAUAUCCUUUGUAUCAACAAUAGAAAGAUGAUAGUAAGCAACCAUGUAUGUGGUCUUGGGCAAUCAAUUUCAAUGCCUCAGCUAAAACCCUUCUCUUAUAUCGAUUUCUCAGCCAAGAAAUCAUCCAAUUUCAGCUUUGUUUUGGGUUGGAAUUGGAGUUUUACUGCUCAAAACAGGCCUUUUCUGAGGCACCAAUCGAAGAACUCUUCUUGGCGUUGUUGCUGUAACACCACCAAUAACAGCAACAAUAAUAACCCCAGCAACAGUCAGACCGUCAGUUCUUCUUCUGAAUGGGAUUGGAAUCGAUGGAGUCGUCAUUUCUCUGAGAUUGAACAAGCUGAGAGUUAUACUUCUGUUCUCAAAUUCCAACUUGAGGAUGCAAUUGAUAAGGAAGACUUUGAAGAAGCUGCAAAGUUAAAGUUGGCUAUUGCAGAGGUUUCUUCAAAAGACAGUGUAGCUGAAAUCAUGUCUCAGUUGAAGAGUGCCAUAGAUGAAGAGCGGUACCAUGAUGCUUCACGGUUGUCUAGACUUACAGGAAGUGGACUGGUGGGUUGGUGGGUAGGCUACUCCAAGGACUCUGACGAUCCAUUUGGCAGAUUAGUACGCAUAACACCUGGCGUAGGUAGAUUUGUUGCUAGGAGUUACAGUCCAAGACAGUUGGUCAGUGCGUCACCUGGAAUUCCAUUAUUUGAGAUUUUUGUGGUUAAAGAAGAUGAAGAAACAUAUCUUAUGCAGGUAGUUUAUUUGCAGCGUGCUAAAGGAAGUUCUAUGAAUAGUACCAGCUCACCUUCCAGGCCUACAAAAACCCCAUCCACUUCCGAAGUUGAGAAUGCAUCUGUUAUAGAUGUUCAAGGAAAUGAAGCUAAAACAGAAAGAAGUGAUGAGAAGGGAAUAAAUAUUGAGGGAGCAACCGAGGAAGGGAUAAAAAGUGUGAUAAAUUUUCUUAAAAAUAAAAUUCCUGGAUUAAAAGUCAAAGUCAUGAAUGUUGAUGUUUCUGAGGACAUAAUGGUUAAUGAUUCUGUGGAGCAACUGAUACAGGAAGAUGAUGAAGAAACAUCAUCCACCGAGAAUUCUGAAGAUGAAGCUAAUGAUUUGGAAGAGAUUCAGCCUGAUGGAGUUGCUAUGGGGGAGGGUGGCAAUCCUGCAGAUGACAGAAAUGAUUUGGAUAUGAAGCUUUUCAUUGGUGGGCUUGUUCAUAAAAAUGAAGACGCUUCUACUAAGGAUGAGUAUAUUCGUCUUCCAGCUGAUAUAAAGGACUUGGAGAGAGAUUCUUUUCUGCUACAUGUUCCCAAGAGGAAUUUAGAUAGUGAUACCGGAGAAAGUAAAGCAUCCAAGGUGAAAAUAGCAGCCAUUGCAGCUCAAGGUGUUUCUGAGCUUAUGCCUCCAGAUGUUGCCAAGGCAUUUUGGAGUUCAGAUAAGGCUUCUUCUAAGGUUUCUAGAGAUGUGCGCGAAAUUGUCAAACUUGCUGUUAGUCAGGCACAGAAGCGGAGCAGGUUAUCUGAGUAUACAAAAUUCAACCGAAUUAGCAGUGACAAUGGCAAUUUAGACCCAUUUGAGGGCCUCUAUGUUGGUGCAUUUGGUCCUUAUGGAACUGAAAUAGUUCAGCUAAGGCGUAAAUAUGGUCGCUGGAGUGAUGCAGAUGAUGAAUCUUCAGAUGUUGAGUUCUUUGAAUAUGUUGAAGCUGUGAAGCUAACCGGAGAUCUCAAUGUUCCGGCUGGCCAGGUUACUUUUCGUGCCAAAAUUGGAAGGGAAAGCCGGCUCUCAAACCGUGGGUUGUAUCCAGAUGAGUUAGGAGUGGUUGCAUGUUACAAAGGUCAGGGAAGAAUAGCAGAAUUUGGUUUCCGUAACCCGCGAUGGGUCGAUGGUGAACUUCUCCAACUUAAUGGCAAGGGCAUUGGACCCUAUGUCAAAGGAGCUGAUCUAGGUUUCCUUUACAUUGUGCCCGAGCAAAGUUUCCUUGUGCUAUUCAACCGUUUAAUAUUACCAGAUUGAAAUUAGUCUAUUACUGAUUUUGAUCUCCCUUUGACACAACUAGAGAUAAAGAAAGAACCUGACGAUGAGGACCUAUUUUGUGUACGAUAUUCGAUGACAAUGUGAGUCUUAUAUUAAGCCUUGUGUUUUAUGCCUGUUCCUUUCUAACCAUCGCCCCACACUUUUGAUGUUGUAUAUCAAUUUUGUUGAUUGAUCAAAUAAAACUAAUAAGGUAAUAUGUUAUCUUCUUCCUAGGUCA
Messenger RNA from Gossypium raimondii (Peruvian cotton), 2353 nucleotides. RefSeq names its product protein EXECUTER 2, chloroplastic. Gene Ontology annotation, cellular component: thylakoid membrane. The coding region runs from base 151 to 2115 and encodes 654 amino acids. The record is from RefSeq and is a predicted model, not a curated record. Lineage: Eukaryota; Viridiplantae; Streptophyta; Magnoliopsida; Malvales; Malvaceae. Gene Ontology annotation, biological process: singlet oxygen-mediated programmed cell death; response to singlet oxygen. The transcript is spliced from 11 exons.